AUGGACCCUGGUGAAAACUGGAAGCUGGAUGAAACCAACUGGUUGUCUCAUGGUGGAAUCCAUUCCUUUGCCAGUGUGAAAGGAGACAAUGAGCUCUCCGAAGGUGCCCCAGCCCUCUUUGCUCUGGAUCAGCUGGGCUCCACAUCUGUUUGUUACAAGCCUACCAGCCCAGUGCAAGUACUGGAAGACACUGGCUUUCUCUACCAGGAUCACCAGUUGUUUGCUGGCAGGCAUGAAGUUUCUCCCUUAACAGCAGAAGUGAUCAGUGCCAAAGAAAAAACUGCUGAGGAGACCCUCUGCACCUUGCACCCACCCAGCUUCCGCAGGGUCCCAGAGGCGGAGAUGCGAGGUGCAGAGGAGGUGGCAGCCGGCACCGUCCUGCAGCGCCUGAUCCAGGAACGGCUGAGGUAUGGCAACCCCAGCGAGAACAUGAACCUACUGGCCAUACAGCACCAGGCGACGGGCAGCGCCGGCCCCUCCAACAGCACUGCCAGCACUCUCUCUUCCGCAGAAAACCUUGUGCCCGAAGACCCUCCAAUGGUCCAGCCAUCCGGGCGGCAGGAACCACAGGGGCAGGAGCACCAGGGGGACGGUGCUGCGAUGGAGAAGCAGCCCCGGGCCCCACAGGCCCCACAUGGCUCCGAGGAGCUCCCCACCUAUGAGGAGGCCAAGGCCCAGUCUCAGUUUUUCCGAGGCCAGCCGCCAGCUGCUGCUGCUGCACCAGGUUUCUAUGGCACGUCCGGCCAGAAGUCCAGGACGGAGGGGAGGCCGACAGUGAACCGGGUCAACAGUGGGCAGGCGCAUAAGGACGAGGCACUGAAGGAGCUGAAGCAGGGCCAUGUCCGCUCGCUAAGCGAGAGGAUCAUGCAGCUCUCACUAGAGAGGAAUGGGGCCAAGCAGCACCCCCCAGCCCCAGGGGUCGGGAAGGUCUUCAAGGCAACCCCAGCACCCAGCAAGGCCGCAGACCCACGGGGCCCACCACCUGAGUACCCCUACAAAGGCAAGACGGCAGCACCUGGCAGCAAGGCACAGGACCAUGGGCUCUUCUAUGGCGAGCAGCCAGUGCAGGAUGUCCUCAAGGCCUCCUAUGCCACCCCGCAGCCUGCCCGGGCAGAGGCAGCCCUGGUCCGCUACCAGCCACCCCCCGAGUAUGGGGUCAGCAGCCAACAAUGCCAGCCACCCUUCCCACCACCACCAGUCCAGCAGCACAGCCCAAUGUCCUCACAGGCCACCGCUGCCACUGGCCCUCUUCUCCCUGGCACCAUGUCCCCACUGCCAGGCCCUGCUGCUGCCCAGCCAUUGACACCAACCUUGCCAGGCCAGCAGCUGACCCCCGACGCCUUCGCCAUCGUGGAGCGGGCACAGCAGAUGGUGGAGAUGCUCUCCGAGGAGAACCACAUGCUGCGGCAGGAGCUGGAGGGGUAUUAUGAGAAGGCAGACAAACUGCAGAAGUUUGAAAUCGAGAUUCAGAGGAUUUCAGAAGCUUAUGAGGGAUUGGUCAAAACCACCACUAAGAGGGAGUCUCUGGACAAGGCAAUGAGAAACAAACUCGAAGGAGAAAUUAGGAGACUUCAUGACUUCAACAGGGAUCUUCGUGAACGAUUGGAGACAGCCAAUAGGCAGCUAGCCAGCAGAGACUUCGACGGGCAUGAGGAGAAGUCAACAGAGGGCCUUUAUGUCACUCAGAACAAAGAGCACUUGAAGGAGAAGGAGAAGUUGGAGAUGGAGUUGGCAGCAGUGCGCUCUGCUAAUGAGGACCAGCGGAGGCACAUCGAAAUUCUCGACCAGGCCCUGAACAAUGCACAAGCCAAGGUCAUCAAACUGGAAGAGGAGCUGCGCAGGAAGCAGGCCUAUGUGGAGAAGGUGGAGAAGCUGCAGCAGGCCCUGACACAGCUGCAGGCAGCCUGCGAGAAGAGGGAGCAGAUGGAGCGGCGGCUGCGCACGCGCCUGGAGCGAGAGCUGGACUCACUGCGCAUGCAGCAGAGGCAGGGCAGCUACCAGGUGAGCAGCCUCCCAGAGCAUAAUGCUCCAGCCCUGAUGGAGCUGGUGCGGGAGAAGGAAGAAAGGAUCCUGGCUCUGGAAGCUGACAUGACCAAGUGGGAGCAGAAGUACCUGGAGGAGAGUACGAUCAGGCACUUCGCCAUGAAUGCCGCAGCCAGCGCUGCAACAGAAAGGGACACCUCGGCCCCGAGCCACUCGCGCAAUGGCAGCUACGGUGAGAGCGCACUGGAGGUGCGGAGCUGGCAAGAGGAGGAGGAGAUUGUGCAAGCCAACAGGCGCUGCCAGGACAUGGAGUACACAAUAAAGAAUCUGCAUGCCAAAAUAAUUGAGAAGGAUGCCAUGAUCAAGGUCCUUCAGCAGCGGUCACGGAAGGACCCUGGGAAAGCUGACAGCACCAGCCUGCGACCAGCACGGUCUGUUCCCUCCAUUGCUGCUGCUACAGGCGUGCAUUCGCGCCAGACCUCGCUCACCAGCAACCAGAUAGCUGAGGAGAAGAAGGAAGAGAAGAUCUGGAAGGGAAGCAUAGGGCUGCUUUUGGGGAAGGAGCACCAAGACCACCCAUCAGGCCACUCACUGCCUCCUCCGCUGCCCUCCUUGUCCUGCGUGCCUGUCCCAGUGCCGGCAGCCUCCCACACGAAGACAGGCAGCAAAGACAGCAGCACGCAGACGGACAAAAGCACUGAGCUCUUCUGGCCUGCUACCGCCUCCUUCCCUGGCCGGGGACGGCUGGGCACCACCCCGGCACACAGCCCGGCCCCACGGCCCCCGGCCACGCGAGCGGCCAGCGAGAAACUGGAGAACUCCAGCCAUGGGAAGCUGCCCGACAGCAAAGGCAGAGUGAGCAGUUUGCUCCACAAGCCUGAGUUUCCAGAUACAGACAUGAUGGAAGUCCUCAUCUGA
Indicator indicator is the source of this 2901-nucleotide messenger RNA. RefSeq names its product angiomotin like 1 (gene AMOTL1). Gene Ontology annotation, biological process: actin cytoskeleton organization; hippo signaling; angiogenesis. The transcript has 14 exons. Gene Ontology annotation, cellular component: bicellular tight junction; cytoplasmic vesicle; plasma membrane. The record is from RefSeq and is a predicted model, not a curated record. The coding region runs from base 1 to 2901 and encodes 966 amino acids. NCBI's taxonomy places the organism in Eukaryota, Metazoa, Chordata, Aves, Piciformes, Indicatoridae.